AUGUCUAAGGUAGCCAAGUAUCGCCGGCAGGUGAGUGAAGACCCCGACAUCGACAGCCUGCUGUCCACCCUGUCUCCCGAGGAGAUGGAGGAGCUGGAGAAGGAGCUGGACGUGGCGGACCCGGACGGGAGCACCCCCGUGGGGCUGCGGCAGAGAAACCAGACGGAGAAGCGGUCCACGGGCAUGUACAACCGGGAGGCCAUGCUCAGCUUCUGUGAAAAGGAGACCAAGAAACUUAUUCAGAGGGAGAUGUCCGUGGAUGAAAACAAGCAAGUGGAGCCCAAGACAGAUGCCAAGAAUGGAGAGGAAAGGGGCAGAGAUGCCAGCAAAAAAACCCUGGGCCCCAGACAGGACUCAGACCUGGGGAAGGAGCCAAAGAGGGGUGGUUUAAAGAAAAGCUUCUCAAGAGACAAAGAUGAAGCCGAUGGCAAAAGUGGAGAGAAGCCCAAGGAGGAGAAGCUUAUCAGGGGUAUUGACAAGGGUCGGGUCAGGGCUGCGGUGGACAGAAAGGAGGCAGGGAAGGAGGGGAGGGGAGAGGAGAGGGCAGCAGCCCCAAGGAGGGAAGAAGAGAAGAAAGGCAGUGACAGGAGCACGGGGCCAAGCAGAGACAAAGACAAGAAGAAAGAGGAGAAGGAGAUGAGUAAGAGAGAGGAUGACGGGAAGGGAAAAGGGGAGAGGAGGACCGUGGAUGCCAGGAAGGAGGAUGAGAAGGUGAAAAGAGGAAGCGGGAACACGGAUGCAAAAAGGGAGAAUGAAAAAGUGAAAAAAGAGGAGUCCGUAAAUAAAAAGGAGCCCAAAGAAGAGAACAAGACCCAAGCCCUGGAGAAACAGGCCCCCGCUAGCCCCACCAAGCCCUCGGAAGGGCCUGCCAAGGCGGAGGAGGAAGCGGCCCCCAGCAUAUUUGAUGAGCCUCUGGAGAGAGUGAAGAACAAUGACCCAGAGAUGACCGAGGUGAACGUCAACAACUCAGACUGUAUCACGAAUGAGAUCUUAGUCCGGUUCACCGAGGCUCUGGAGUUCAACACUGUGGUCAAGGUGUUUGCCCUGGCCAACACGCGCGCCGAUGACCACGUGGCCUUCGCCAUCGCCAUCAUGCUCAAGGCCAACAAGACCAUCACCAGUCUGAACCUGGACUCUAACCACAUCACGGGCAAAGGCAUCCUGGCCAUCUUCCGGGCCCUCCUCCAGAACAACACGCUGACCGAGCUCCGCUUCCACAACCAGAGGCACAUCUGCGGCGGCAAGACGGAGAUGGAGAUCGCCAAGCUGCUCAAGGAGAACACCACCCUGCUCAAGCUGGGCUACCAUUUCGAGCUGGCUGGGCCCCGCAUGACGGUCACCAACCUGCUCAGCCGCAACAUGGACAAACAGCGACAAAAGCGGCUCCAGGAGCAACGGCAGGCGCAGGAGGCCAGCGGGGAGAAGAAGGAUCUGCUGGAGGUGCCCAAGUCAGGGGCGCUGGCCAAGGGCUCCCCCAAACCCUCCCCCCAGCCAUCUCCAAAGGCCUCGCCCAAGAACUCGCCCAAGAAAGGGGGCGCUCCAGCCGCUCCACCUCCGCCUCCACCUCCCUUGGCCCCACCCCUCAUCAUGGAGAACCUGAAGAACUCCUUGUCACCAGCUACCCAGAGGAAGAUGGGAGACAAAGUCCUCCCCGCCCAGGAGAAGAACUCCCGCGACCAGCUACUGGCUGCUAUUCGCUCCAGCAACCUCAAGCAGCUCAAGAAGUUAAGUGGAGGUGCCCAAACUGCUUCAAACCUAAUGCGGGAGCGCAGCGCCACCUGCCGGCAGGCCGCGUCCCGGUUCUCCCUCGGCGCCAGGGGCGCGCCGGAGCUGCGCUGGAGGGCAGGGAAGGCAACGGAGGGCGUCUUCGCAUCGGGCUCUCAGCCCCCUGGGCCCGCCCACACCCACUGUCGCACCUUCUUCCCACCUUCCGGCCCCGCCCCCGCAGGCCUCGGACCCGGGCCCUGGCGCCGGCCGCUGGCGGUGGGCGGGAUGGCGGGGGCUGGGGCCGCUGAGAUACCCCACUCUCUGUCGCAGGAGCUCCACAGGCGUGUGAGCGAGGGGCUCCAGUCCCAGGCGCUGGUGCCUGCCUGGUUUCCAGGGGUGCUGGCUGCUGAACAAGGUGAUAGGAGGGACAGCUACAGCUCUGUGCUCCUGCUGGCCCCAUGUCCCUGGGAAUGA
This is a messenger RNA of Puma concolor (puma), 2181 nucleotides long. Lineage: Eukaryota; Metazoa; Chordata; Mammalia; Carnivora; Felidae. The record is from RefSeq and is a predicted model, not a curated record.